This is a messenger RNA of Coregonus clupeaformis (lake whitefish), 924 nucleotides long. RefSeq lists its product as uncharacterized. The transcript is spliced from 4 exons. The record is from RefSeq and is a predicted model, not a curated record. NCBI's taxonomy places the organism in Eukaryota, Metazoa, Chordata, Actinopteri, Salmoniformes, Salmonidae. The coding region runs from base 46 to 750 and encodes 234 amino acids.
GCUGAACAGCACAGGACCACACACAGUCUCACUGAGUCAGUAGACAUGGAGGAUGGGAAGUCUGAUCUGCUGCUAGUCAAAGAGGAGACAAUAGAAGAUGGAUCAGAGAGCAUUGAACUGCUGAGUGGAGUAAAGAUGGGGGAGCAAGGUGGUUGGCUGGAGGCUAACAGAGAUUGGGCAGCCGUCUUGGAUUCCCAGACCCAGACGGGAGCAGCCAAGGGCCCAGGGAAUAACAUAACUGAGCAGGCCAGGACCAGAGGCGACACAGUGGAGUCUGCAGUCCAUGAAGACCUGCUGAUCUCCAGUGUUACUGGCGGGAGAGACUGGACCUCUGAAGCGGCUGGUCACAAUCCCUGGCCCCGGAUCAGGACCCUGGAUCAGAAGCCGUCCCUCUUCCUUCCCGAGUCAGAACCAGGGCCGAACCACGAGGGACAGAGACUCCACCACAACCACUACACAGAACACAACCAGUGGACAGGUGGAAUGAACCACCUCAGUCCUGGUGGUCAUCAGAGAGACAGAGGCUCCAGUCUGCAGCACAGACCCUUCUCUUCACAGUCUCAGUGCAGGGAUGAAGCAGGGCCUGGGGCUGAUAGAGAUAUACCCUCCUGUUCCUAUGAUACAAACACCACAGUAUCUAUGCUGAACAGAGCAGGUCAUCCUGGGCUUCAGCCUUCAGAGAGAGUGGUGGGAGAGCCCCUGGUGGGAGUCUAUCAGCAAGUCUGUCUUUUCCUUCAGGGUCUCAUCUAAUGCCUGGUGACUGGGUUCAUAGAAGGCCUGGACCUGGGUCUAGCCUUCCUCAGUUACCUCAUGGUUACCCAACCAAUACAGACAGGGUCAGGAUGGGCGUUCACCACAAGAGGUACCUAGCCUAUAACACAGCACACAAUCUCAACAACACCCAAACAAUGGCUAGAGGUCAAG